GGACCCUGCCCUCGCCGGCCGCGGGCACCUGCCGCUGCAUCUCCCCCGCGGCGCGUCCUUGCUCUACCGCACGAAGGCAGGGCGCGCCCCGGCCCCGGUUUGCCCCGUUUGCCAACUCCAGAACCGUCCGACGCCCGGCGGCUCCCCAGUGGCGCCCUCGCCGGGGGACCCCUCCAGCCCCACACAGGCCGGGCCCGGCCUCCCCGGCCCCCUCACCUCGCCGGCCGCCCCCUGGGCCCUCCCCUCACCCCCAGCCUGACCGGGGCCCCGUGGGAACCCGCCCCCACCCCGGGAUGUGAGCCCCGUGAACCUGGAAUGCUGUGGCUGGCCCUUGGCCCCGUCCAUGUCAUGGAGAGCCAGGUGCUGGUGAUUCGCAUCAAGAUCCCCAACAGUGGCGCGGUGGACUGGACGGUGCACUCGGGGCCGCAGCUGCUCUUCAGGGACGUGCUGGAUGUGAUAGGCCAGGUUCUGCCGGAAGCAACAACUACAGCGUUUGAAUAUGAAGACGAAGAUGGCGAUCGAAUUACCGUGAGGAGUGACGAAGAGAUGAAGGCCAUGCUGUCAUAUUAUUAUUCCACAGUAAUGGAACAGCAAGUAAAUGGACAGUUAAUAGAGCCUCUGCAGAUAUUUCCAAGAGCCUGCAAGCCUCCUGGGGAACGGAACAUACAUGGCCUGAAGGUGAACACCAGGGCUGGGCCCUCCCAACACAGCAGCCCAGCCGUCUCCGACUCACUUCCAAGCAAUAGCUUAAAGAAGUCUUCUGCCGAACUGAAAAAAAUACUAGCCAAUGGCCAGAUGAAUGAACAAGACAUACGGUAUCGAGACACCCUCGGCCAUGGCAACGGAGGCACAGUCUACAAAGCACAUCAUGUCCCGAGUGGGAAAAUAUUAGCUGUAAAGGUCAUACUACUAGAUAUUACACUGGAACUUCAGAAGCAAAUUAUGUCUGAAUUGGAAAUUCUUUAUAAGUGCGAUUCAUCAUAUAUCAUAGGAUUUUAUGGGGCAUUUUUUGUAGAAAACAGGAUUUCAAUAUGUACAGAAUUCAUGGAUGGGGGAUCUUUGGAUGUAUAUAGGAAAAUUCCAGAACAUGUCCUUGGGAGAAUCGCAGUCGCAGUUGUUAAAGGCCUUACCUAUUUGUGGAGUUUAAAGAUUUUGCAUCGAGAUGUGAAGCCCUCCAACAUGCUAGUAAACACGAGAGGACAGGUCAAGCUGUGUGACUUCGGAGUCAGCACCCAGCUGGUGAAUUCUAUAGCCAAGACGUAUGUUGGAACAAAUGCUUAUAUGGCGCCUGAAAGAAUUUCAGGGGAGCAGUAUGGGAUCCACUCUGACGUCUGGAGCUUGGGGAUCUCCUUCAUGGAGCUUGCUCUUGGGAGGUUUCCAUAUCCUCAGGUACACAGUGCCUCGACAGAGACAGGAGCAUCAAGUGAAACUUCCGGAGUUGCUUUUCAGUACCAUGAACCAAAAUACUUGAGGCCCCCUAAGUGAAUUUUUUCCCUGAUCAUUUCCUCCCCAAGAUCACCUUCCAAGAUCCCACGCCGUGUCUCAGGAGCUUUUCUAAUCGCCUCCUGCAAGGACAGGUGACGGCCUUGACUGCGCUCACUCCAAGACCGAGAACUUGGGGCUGCCCUUCCUGCAGUCCUUCUUCCCGGUUGAACACAGAAGGCUCCUUGUGACAUCACAGCGAGGCAGCACUCUCCCCUGUCUGUGUGGCUUCAAAUCUUGGAUCGAAGGGGCUAGCCAAAGGGGAAAACAAACUAUGCCCAGAAGAGAGAAGCGGUUCAUCCAAUUAAUGCAUCAAAACGCUGCCAGUUCUGGAGACUGAUUAGCAAAGUGUGUGUCUGGAGCCAUCACUGUUCUGUUCAUUGUCCCACAGUACUAGUUAGACCUAGGAAGCGCUCCACACAAGCAAAAUGCGCAAGCAGGAAUGUAGACACGGACAAGUUAGUUAUAAACAGCAUUUCAUAUGUUGGAGGUAUGGGCAGUCCAUCAGCCUUAACAAUAUUAUUGUGUUCCUCUGAACUCUGCUCUCAGAGCCAAGCCUUUGCCAGGCAGACCCAGAAUGAAGACAGGCAUUUGCGAAGCUAACAUUUUAUAUUGAGUACCCUGCGUACCACUUUGAAUGUGCCAUAAAACCCAGGGCUUCGCUGUUUCAUGAACUGUGGGCAAAAGCAGAGGCAGUGUUUGGGGGUUGACUUCGUUGGGGUCUGUUUUAUGGUUGCUGUGCCCAUACAGUAAUGUGAUCUUGAAAAAGGUAAACAACAGCGAGUUUAGCGGUGAAAAAUACGCCUAAUAUAAAUACAGCCGGGGACGCGGCAGUUUAGAAUUUGAAAAAUACGGCUGUGGCGUUAAAUUUUCUGGUGGAAUUAACGGAGGAACAGAAAACAGCCUUGAAGGCAAUAUGUCUGAGACGCAGA
Molecule: messenger RNA, 2414 nt
Organism: Lepus europaeus (European hare)
Lineage: Eukaryota; Metazoa; Chordata; Mammalia; Lagomorpha; Leporidae
Gene: MAP2K5
Product: mitogen-activated protein kinase kinase 5
Exons: 18
Coding region: 316-1485 (389 amino acids)
Biological process (GO): protein phosphorylation
Molecular function (GO): ATP binding; protein binding; protein kinase activity
Source: RefSeq, a predicted model, not a curated record